AUGGUUCAUACGGUUCCUCUCAUCAUUUUUAUGGACGAUGUUUCUGGCAAUGUCUCCAAACAAUGGAACAAGCACCACGCAAUCUAUAUGUCAAAUGCCAACCUACCGCGCGAGAUGCUCGAAAAAGAAUUUUUCGUACGAUUUGUCACAUCUUCUGACUCAAUCUGCAGUAACGCUGCCGAAUCAGGUAUAAUUGCCUGGGAUUGCAAGUAUAACGAAGAGGUUUUGUUGAUUCCAUACGCGCUCUUCCUCGCUGGAGACAACCCCAUGCAAGCAGAAGAAUGUAGCCACGCCGGCUUAAACUGCAAUUACUAUUGCAGGACUUGCGAUACUGGUGGGACGAAAGAAUAUAAGGCGUCUGGUGACGGGUACAGCAGUCUUUUCACGUCAGGCAACCUACGAACACCUGAAAAUACAAUGGCAGAAGUCCGAAAACAGUUUGAGAUCGCGUUGAAGUCAGGAGCGUCGGAGAAGAUCAAGAAUUCGGUAUCAUCGACUGGUAUUCGUGAUUCCACUUCUAGUUCGAUCCUCAAUGCGUUAGUAGAGCUCGGAAAGAAACUUCGAAAGCGUGCCGCUGGUACCCAAGCAAUGCCAGAAGCCGAAGUUACAGCUGUCCUGGAGAAAGAGUUCGUAGAACUUUUGCAAGGUCACAAGCUCGAUGACGCUAUUAACCCAUUGUUGGGAAUGGAAGGCCUCGAUAUACACAUGGACACUCCAACGGAAAUUCUGCACACAAUACUGCUCGGUAUCGUCAAGUAUUUUUGGGGGCAAACCGUGUUUUUGCUCGACAAGGCAAAGCUCAUGGGCAUCUUUCAGGUCCGUCUUGAGUCUGUUGAUAAGGACGGACUCAACGCUCCAUGCUUGAAUGCAGACUACGUCUGUCAUUACAAAGGCAGUCUCAUAGGGAAACAUUUCAAAAGCUUGGCGCAAGUGAUGCCGUUUUUGAUUUAUGAUCUCGUCCCUUCAAUUGUUCUCAAUGCAUGGACCGUGAUAGGAGAGCUCGUCGUACUCGUCUGGCACACGAAGAUUGUGGAUACGGAAGCUUAUCUUGCAAAGCUGUCUCGAACAAUUCAAGAUUUUCUUAAUGUUACAGCACAGUGCGCGCCUAGCAUCAUUAUAAGCAAGCCCAAAUUUCAUUUCUUAGUUCAUCUCCCGGCGUAUAUUCGACGUUUCGGACCAGCAGUGAUAUUUUCGACCGAACGAUACGAGUCCUUCAACCAUGUAUUUCGUUUGUCGUGUGUAUACAGUAAUCGCCAAGCACCAAGCCGCGACUCCUGCCGAACAUUCGCUCAUCAAGAUAUCGUCAAGCACAUUGUCACGGGUGGGUAUUGGUACGAUAACAAAGCCUCAAAAUGGGUCCGGGGAGGAGCGCAAGUUCUAGGGUAUCUCGAUGAACACCCAGAGCAAGCACGAUUGCUCGGAUUAUCGGUCUUCAAUCGUAAUACUCCAGUACCUGGUUCCGGGAAAGUUCAGACUUCUCUUGGUGCCAACGGAAAAACGGCAAGAAAUGAUAUAGUAGCCUGGAAAGAAACUCAUUGCUCGAAGAUCCUGAAAACUGCCCAGCCUGACAUCGCUUACUAUCAAGGCAAAUCAGUCGUAGCGAGGGAAGGGGAUAUCGCAUAUCUGAAUAGUCAUGUUAUUUUCCACCGAACGACUGAUGGUCAGAAUCCGAACACCGUUGUUCAUGUUGGACUCCAGCUCUUUUCAUUCGCAAACACUUUACACGCUUCUGUCCAUCUACCCUGUCUGAACCUGAUUGAUGACGAGGUUGUCACACCGGCGGUGGAUAUCAUAUGCGUCAUUAAUCUCCAGCACAACUGUGUUGAUUCACAGUGUACAGACACCAUCGAGGAACCUGUGCGCCAAGAACGGCUCGAAACUUCUCGUACAAAACCUAUCAUUCAGCACAAGUCAACACCACACUACUUCAUCAAUGCCUACUCUAUUCAUAACUACGAUCAUAUCAAUUCUGUAAUUCCUGAGACGCUUCGUGAAUCACCACUGAGGGUUACGAAUGUCGCAGAGGUUCGGGAAAUGGCCGUACGACAAAUGAAGCAGAAGAAGACUUUGAAGAAAUCUGAUGACAUCCCUCUGGUGGCAGUUCCCUCCUUCGAUCGGGCCCCUCCCAAGUCAAGGACUGCUGCAAAAUCAAAGGCAAAGGCAACCACUUCCGGCACGCGAAGGAAGGCAGCAACAUUGAAGACUGGUCAAGCAACUGCCGGACCCUCUAGCCAGCUUCCGCCUGCUCAGCAAGACUCAACGAUUCAUAUCGGAGAUCACCAAAAUCAAGCCUACUUUGCGCCGCCACCAGGAUUCCCUCCUCCCCAGUACUACUACCCUCCUCACCAUUCACAACUUCCUCCACCACAGCUAUAUGGUCCGCCGCCACCAGCUCUGUAUCUUUACUCCGGAGGUUCACAACAACGUCAUGAGGUUUUAGAAAGGUCAUAUACCAGGUGA
Suillus discolor is the source of this 2460-nucleotide messenger RNA. RefSeq lists its product as uncharacterized. Bases 1 to 2460 code for a protein of 819 amino acids. The record is from RefSeq and is a predicted model, not a curated record. Lineage: Eukaryota; Fungi; Basidiomycota; Agaricomycetes; Boletales; Suillaceae. The transcript has 9 exons.